Trichomycterus rosablanca is the source of this 2460-nucleotide messenger RNA. RefSeq names its product actin related protein 2/3 complex, subunit 4 (gene arpc4). Lineage: Eukaryota; Metazoa; Chordata; Actinopteri; Siluriformes; Trichomycteridae. Gene Ontology annotation, cellular component: actin cytoskeleton; Arp2/3 protein complex. Gene Ontology annotation, biological process: actin filament polymerization; Arp2/3 complex-mediated actin nucleation. Gene Ontology annotation, molecular function: actin filament binding. The record is from RefSeq and is a predicted model, not a curated record. Bases 1 to 531 code for a protein of 176 amino acids. The transcript has 6 exons.
AUGGUCGCGUCGGGUCCGGCUCCACCGACGGCGACUCUGCGUCCGUAUCUGAAUGCAGUACGUGCUACUCUGCAGGCAGCUCUGUGUCUGGAGAACUUCUCCUCACAGGUGGUCGAACGUCACAACAAGCCAGAGGUUGAAGUCCGGAGCAGUAAGGAGUUAUUGCUUCAGCCUGUUGUGAUAAGCAGAAAUGAUAAAGAGAAGGUCCUUAUAGAGAGUUCGAUCAACUCAGUGCGUGUCAGCAUUGCAGUAAAGCAGGCUGAUGAGAUUGAGAAAAUUCUAUGCCACAAAUUCAUGCGCUUUAUGAUGAUGAGAGCAGAGAACUUUUUUAUUCUCCGAAGAAAACCUGUAGAGGGCUACGAUAUUAGUUUCCUUAUUACAAACUUCCACACAGAGCAGAUGUAUAAACACAAGUUGGUGGAUUUUGUCAUUAAUUUCAUGGAGGAGAUCGAUAAGGAAAUCAGCGAGAUGAAGCUUUCAGUCAAUGCAAGGGCACGAAUAGUUGCUGAAGAGUUCCUUAAGAAUUUUUGAGGAAGCACCUGGUGUCCCUCUGCAAAUCACAACACUCACUUCACCCUGAACAGCAGAAGCGGGUGUGGAAGUUCUGAACCCACAGAGACAAGUUAGCAGCAGAGUGAGAAAGAGGACAUCUCUUGCUACCAAAAAAAUGGACCAAAUGGAUCAAUGUGUGCACUCCUCUACAGGACUGAAUCAAAAGUAUUGCAGGGACAGUAACCAAGGGCACUGAUAAAAAUUAAAUGGGGCACUCUAAUACUCUCUGUACGGUUUAGCACUGAAUAUUUACAUCGAUUAGGCAUAACAUUAUGACCACCUUCCUAAUAUUGUGUUGGUCCCCAUUUUGCUGCCAAAACAGCCCUGACCUGUCAAGGCAUGGAGUCUGACACCUUUCUAUCAGAACCAGCAUUAACUUCUUCAGCAAUUUGAGCUACAGUAGCUCCUCUGUUGGAUCGGACCACACAGGCCAGCAUUUGCUCCCCAUGUGCAUCAAUGAGCCUUGGCCGCCCAUGACCCUGUCGCUGGUUUACCAUUGUUCCUUCCUUGGACCACUUUUGAUAUAUACUGACCACUGCAGAUCUGUAACACUCCACAAGAGUUUUGGAGAUGCUCUGACCCACUCGUCUAGUCAUCACAAUUUGGCUCUUGUCAAACUCGCUCAAAUCCUUACCCAUUUUUCCUGCUUCUUACACAUCAACUUUGAGGAUAAAAUGUUCACUUGCUGCCUAAUAUAUCCCACCCACUAACAGGUGCCAUGAUGAAGAGAUAGUGUUACUUACUUCACCUGUCAGUGGUCAUAAUGUUAUGCCUGGCCGGUGUAUUUUAUACCUGCUAAACCUUAUCUUUGUUCAUUCUAAUUUGGUAAAUCUUCUCUGAUAUUAGGGAAAACUUUACUAUCCUGCAGUUUUCCCCCUUUAUUUUUUAACUCUAGUUGUUUGCUCACUUUUUGCAGUAUUUAUUUUUGCAUUACUUUCUAUUUGCAUUUCACUAUGCUCAUAAGUAUUAAUAAAUAUAUGCAUUAACAUUAGGCAUAAAUCAAUUUAACUGUUGCAAUUGAAAAUCUUUAAACAAACGACCAGAGUAGGGCUUUGUAGUGUAAUCUGUAGUCACAACUGUAAAAAGAAAAAAUAGUGGGGAUAUUUUAAUAAUGUAUAUAGUUUGUGUUUUUAUUUUUUAAAAUAUAUGUAUAACGUUUGCAUAGUGACAUUUUAUGUAUGGCUUUUAAAAUAGACCACCACACUGUUGAACAUGUACCAUACAGAUCCUUUUUAUGCAACAAAUUAAUUUCCUUGUAAUUUCUUUGAAUCUGCAGCUUUGUAUGGUUGUUGUUGACUAAAAUGCUUGUUUUUGCAAUUAGUUUCAGUGUAAUUAGCACAACUCUACCUCUUUUUGGUAAAUGACACAUUGCAAUAACACUGUAUAUUUGUGAUAUUUAUGAUGUCUCCUAAGGGGCACAACAGGAAAGUGUUCAACUUAGCAUCUUUGGUCAGAGUCCCUUUUGUAUGGCAAUUAAUCCUGUUAAUCUAGCUAAUUAUAUGCAUCUGUGAGUAUAGGAUUCAUGGUGAAAGAAUUUUAAUUAACCAUUGACUUUUCGUGGUCCACAGCAACAAUUCAAAUUACACCCCCCCCCCUCCCGUUUUUAUUUAAAUCAUUCAGGAUUUGUUUAUCUUGUUUUUAAUAUUUUUUGAUAAAUGUGAUCUUUGUAUUUUUCAUGGCUGACCUGCUUUCUUACAGUAAUAAUAAAAGCAUUUUCAACAGACUUAAAAUGCAUUACAACAAAAUCAGAAGCCCUGCAAAUAUUGUGAAACACAUACGUGAAAGUAACCUUUGCAAUUUGUGUGCCUAUGUUUUGCAAAGUUUUGACACCCUACCAGGUCAUUGGCACUGCUUAUUUUAGUAUUUUACCUGUCACCUUUCACUUGAAUAAAGUAUAUUAAAUUAUGA